Stylophora pistillata is the source of this 1630-nucleotide messenger RNA. Its product is annotated as alpha-soluble NSF attachment protein. Gene Ontology annotation, biological process: intracellular protein transport; SNARE complex disassembly. Gene Ontology annotation, molecular function: soluble NSF attachment protein activity; syntaxin binding. Lineage: Eukaryota; Metazoa; Cnidaria; Anthozoa; Scleractinia; Pocilloporidae. The record is from RefSeq and is a predicted model, not a curated record. Gene Ontology annotation, cellular component: SNARE complex; vacuolar membrane.
GUCAACUUGAAAGACGACGAUCACGGGAAGAGGGAAGUUAGCGAAGUUUUCCACAAAGAACUGUGUGGAUAAAUGUCUUUAUCUUACCAGUGUCUUACCUAGAAACUAUCAGUGAGAGUAUGUCUAAUGAAGAGAAAGCAAUCGAUCUUAUUAAUCAGGCUGAGAAGAAAGUGAAAUCGUCACAGGGUUUUUUGGGUGGAUUAUUUGGGGGUACUUCAAAGCUUGAAGACGCCGCGGAGAUGUAUAUUAGUGCUGGCAACAUGUUUAAAAUGGCACAAAAAUGGAGUGCUGCCGGGAAAGCAUUUAUGGAAGCAGCCCAAUUACAGGUCAAUUUGCAGUCCAAACACGAGGCAGGACAGCGUUAUGUUGAUGCUGGGAACUGUUUUAAGAAAACAGAUGUAGAAGAGGCUGUAAGAGCUUAUGAAAUGGCCAUCAACAUUUAUACUGACAUGGGCCGUUUUACAAUGGCUGCAAAACACCACAUUACAGUAGCCGAGAUGUAUGAGAGCAAUGCUGUUGACUUGGAAAAAGCAAUAUUCCACUAUGAACAAGCUGCACAGUAUUAUAGAGGCGAAGAGUCAACCAGCUCAGCAAACAAGUGCUUAUUGAAAGUUGCUACAUUUUCAGCCCAGAUGGAGGAAUAUGGAAAGGCUAUUGAGAUUUAUGAACAGGUUGCUGCUGAUGCUAUCGAAAGUUCAUUGCUGAAGUACAGUGCUAAAGAAUACUUUUUCAAGGCAGCUCUUUGUCAAAUGUGUAUUGAUGUUGUGGAAGCUCAGAGAGCAGUGGAAAAAUAUUGCAAUAUGUACCCAGCUUUUGAAGACACGAGAGAAUGUAAACUGCUAAAGAAUCUCCUUGUUGCCCAAGAAGAGCAGAAUGCAGAGUCCUUCACUGAAGCUGUCAAGGAAUAUGAUAGUAUAUCAAGAAUAGAUCAGUGGCUGACUACAAUGCUUUUACGAAUCAAAAAAGGAAUGAAUGAGGAGCCAGACCUCACUUAAAGUAUUUCAUAAACUUAUUUAGACUUCUUACACAAGGAAACUGUAUCAAAUAGGGAUACGUAAUAUCUAGAAAACACUAAGAAGCCUACAAUAAUGAUUGUGUCCGUAUGGAUGCAAGAAUGUCUUGAAAGAGCUCUAUUUUCUCUCUUCAAACUCGUCUCAUACAUCACCAGUAUGAUUAUAACAUAACUGCAAAGCAAUUUGUUCUGCUUUACUUAAAACAAUUAGAAAAUGAGCCUGCAUUGUUGAUUUUGUAUUUGAACCUAAUUUACAAGACUGUUUAGUUUUGAUAAUGCCUUAAAUGUUGAGCCACCUUUUGGUUUGUUGUUGAUGUAUAUUGUGACCAAAAUGUAAUAUCUACUCAUACUGUAUGUAAAUCUACAUUAAUUGCAACACUAGUGCUUCAAGUUGUUGUGAGUAAAUUGCUGAUGCAAAACUAAAACUCUCCAAGUCUUCUUCCUUUGAAGCUUUGAUGGUGACAAAUUGAAGUUCAGGAGGAAAAGAAAAUUCAAUUUUCUCCUUGCCUUUAGCACCAUAACAGAGGGUAAUUGUUUGUAAUCUAAUUUAACAUUGGAAGAGUUUCUAAAUGCAAAACCUGUACCAGUCAUAAAUAAAAAGAUCCAUUGUUAGCUAUG